Molecule: messenger RNA, 1872 nt
Organism: Jatropha curcas
Lineage: Eukaryota; Viridiplantae; Streptophyta; Magnoliopsida; Malpighiales; Euphorbiaceae
Product: putative pectinesterase/pectinesterase inhibitor 17
Biological process (GO): cell wall modification
Molecular function (GO): pectinesterase activity; enzyme inhibitor activity
Source: RefSeq, a predicted model, not a curated record
UUCAUCCAUAUAUAUUCAAACUAGCCAGCUUUCACAUUAGAGCCACCAUCUUCGUCUUCGUCUUCUUUCUCCUAUAUAUACACUGACAUAUUCCACAAAUUCAUAUCAAUCAACAAUAACCUUGACAUUUUUACGUUCAGCCUACUCAAAUGGCAAUGAAGCUGGGUUUACCCAUCAUAUUCCUCUUCUUGUACUUCUCACCAAGAGUAUUAUCAUCUACUGUUGCCUCUAGUAGCAUAGAUUCAUGGUGCAACCAAACCCCAAAUCCUGAACCAUGCAAAUAUUUCAUGAACCAAAUCGCUCAAAACAGAAACCACUUUCGUUUCCCAAAAAAUAAAUCCGACUUUCUUAAGUUGGCAAUUGACUUGGCCAUGCAAAGAGCCCAAACUGCUCAAAGCCAAAACAAAUGGUUAGGCAAAAAAUGCCGCAAUGAAAAAGAAAAGGCAGCGUUGGCUGAUUGCUUGAAACUCUAUGAAGACACCAUUAUAAACCUUAACCACACAAUCGACCCAUCCGCAAAAUGCACUGAUUACGAUGUUCAGACAUGGUUAAGCACAGCUUUGACUAAUCUUGAAACUUGUAAAGCUGGGUUCGUUGAGCUUGGGGUUACUGAUUUUAUGUUACCACUUAUGUCUAACAAUGUUUCUAGCCUAAUACGUAACACUUUGGCUAUAAACAAUAGCUCCACAUCGGUUUUGCCACAAACAUAUAAAGAUGGGUUUCCUCAUUGGGUAACUUCCGGCGAUAGAAAGCUGUUGCAGACAUCGUCACCGUCGCCGAAUCUUGUGGUGGCUCAAGAUGGUUCAGGGAACUUCCGGACUAUAAAACAAGCACUUGAUGCUGCUGCAAAGAGAAGUGGAAGUGGAAGGUUUGUGAUACAUAUUAAGAGUGGGAUUUAUAGAGAAAACCUUGAGAUUGGUAACGACAUGAUCAAUAUUAUGCUUGUUGGUGAUGGGUUGAGGAACACUAUUAUCACCGGUAGCCGGAGUGUUGGAGGCGGUUCUACUACUUUCAACUCUGCAACCGUCGCUGUGACCGGAGAUGGAUUCAUUGCGCGUGGCAUUACAUUCCGAAACACGGCCGGUCCCCAAAACCACCAAGCAGUAGCCCUCCGAUCAGGUUCCGAUCUCUCAGUCUUCUACCGGUGCGGCUUUGAGGGUUACCAAGACACCUUGUACGUCCACUCACAGAGACAAUUUUACAAAGAAUGCUACAUAUACGGCACCGUAGACUUCAUAUUUGGCAACGCAGCUGUCGUUUUGCAAAACUGCAUGAUAUACGCAAGAAGGCCAAUGGACAAGCAGAAGAACGUAGUAACAGCUCAAGGCAGAACCGACCCAAAUCAAAAUACAGGGAUUUCAAUCCAUAAUUCUCGAGUCAUGGCUUCACCAGACCUUAAACCAGUGCUUAGCUCAUUCAAAACAUAUUUAGGCAGGCCAUGGAAGCAGUAUUCUCGAACAGUUUAUCUCCAAACUUACCUGGAUUCUUUGGUGGAUCCAGCAGGAUGGCUCGAAUGGGACGGUGAUUUUGCGCUAAACACUUUGUACUACGGAGAGUAUAAGAAUGUGGGUCCUUCUGCUUCAACCAGUGGAAGGGUUACGUGGCGUGGCUAUAGAGUUAUAACAAGCUCUACUGAAGCUAACAGGUUUACUGUUGCUAAUUUUAUUGCCGGCGGAUCAUGGUUGCCUGCCUCCAGCGUCCCUUUCACUUCCGGUCUUUGAUUUUUCUUUUAAAUUAUUUUUUAACUGUAAUUUUUAAUUUGUUUCUUCUUUGAAUUUUUCAAUCAUUUUUCAUUGUACUUAAUUGAAAGUUCCCAGAAUAAUUUCUUUGCAGUAAUAACAAGACUCUUCUGAUUAUAUAUACAUACUGUAG